GGAUGUGUUGGUUGUUCCUGUCAGGCCGAAGCUUACGGCAACUGCAUCCACGCGGCUUACCAGGAUGCACGACGGGGGAUGUGCGCGAAGGAAUUUGCAGCGUUCAAGGACUGUGUGCAAGAACAUGUUUGUGCCGGGAUUUAUACAUGCUUGACCUCAGAUACUUAUGGAUGA
Molecule: messenger RNA, 174 nt
Organism: Cantharellus anzutake
Lineage: Eukaryota; Fungi; Basidiomycota; Agaricomycetes; Cantharellales; Hydnaceae
Exons: 1
Source: RefSeq, a predicted model, not a curated record